Molecule: messenger RNA, 2801 nt
Organism: Suillus subaureus
Lineage: Eukaryota; Fungi; Basidiomycota; Agaricomycetes; Boletales; Suillaceae
Exons: 5
Coding region: 227-2497 (756 amino acids)
Biological process (GO): regulation of DNA-templated transcription
Molecular function (GO): sequence-specific DNA binding; zinc ion binding
Source: RefSeq, a predicted model, not a curated record
CACUAAAGUCGAACCUGAAAGUCAAUUUUGAGACUAUACGGACCCUCCUUCCGUCCAAAACGAAUGUGCCCGCUCCUACCUGUGCUCGAUCGAUUGUUGUAACUCUCAAGGCCCGUCGAUCCCAAUUUCAACCUCCGUUGGUUGACGACCCACUGAUUGUAACAUACUGUAAACUAUUAUUGGCAGUCUCUUUACGGGACUUCGUUUUUCAAGCUUCUAGCUAGCCAUGAGCUUCCUCGUGCCAACGCAACGAGGCCUUGAACAUGUAACCCAGCCCAUGGGCGACUUCUCUUCCAUACAUAACCAGCCAAAUAGAUCCCAUCUACCCCUUUCCUCCUUGGAAGGGUAUCCUCAUCAGGGCAUGUCCGCCCUCCCAACUUCAACACCCUUUCCACCUUUUACCGACAAUUCAAUGUCUCAAUCUUUGCCAAAGGUUGGCGAGACCAGAUGCUACUGGUCCUUAUUAUCGUCUGAAUUGGAUUUCGUCUAUCUGGAUCCCGUUCUUGCCAACCAUCUCGAAACCCAGGCCGACUCGCUCAUUGGCAAGUCCCUCCUAUCCUUUGUUCACCCCGAAGAGCAGGCUACUGCGCGAGCAGAUCUCGCAGAAGCUCUGGAACAAAGGACGAUGCACGGUAGUGUUACCAGGGUCAGGUUUUGCCGUCUCUCUCGCGUCCGUCGUAUCCUCGGUCACCAAGGGCCUACUCAACCGUGGCCGGAUGGUGACAAGGUUUCCGUGGAUGCCUACUACAUGGUCGUCGACAUCGUCAUUAACUGGGCUGCAGAGGGCCUCGUGUUAUGCUUUAUCCAUGCAGUCGUCGAUCUUGAACCUGGUGACAAUGAUGAACAUCAUAGGACUCCAUGGUCAAAUUGGUGUGGCACACCAUGCAUGCACCCAGAACAGAUAACACUGUUGCAGCAGCGGCUUCUAUAUUACUUCCCUCAAUCAACCGCUACGACUAGGGUUUUCCAAAUCUUGUUCAACUCCAAUUACAGCCAGCAGGACUGUCGUCUUCUGUUGAGCUGGCCAUCAGACAGCAGCCAAGAAUAUCCCGGCAUGCCAGGAGCAAAAGACUUUGCCAGGCGAGCGGUGGGAAUUCAGACAUCCACUCGGGAUAACAGCGCCAAGACGAGCUGCACGAGACGUUGGAGAAUCCAAGAUACAAUGCCUGGAAUAGGCGAAGUAGAAAGCGUGUUCAUCCCUCAUGGUUCAAUAACGUUUGCAUGCCACACCAUCCAACAGCCUGCUUCGCGGAGCUUGUCUGCCUCUUAUUCUCAGUCUCAGCCGUUCACGAGGUCGACAGACCCCUACAUGCCUACACACAGCCAACAUCACCCCUAUGACCUGUCGGCAAGCCCGUAUACACUCCCGCCUGUGUCUACCUCAAUGCCACAAUCUUACGGACACUACACGCAGUCUUUGACGUCCCAGUACUCUCACACGCCCUGGGGGAGUUAUCCGGAACCUUCUUCUUCGCUUUCCCAGUUUAACAGGUGGCCUGCUCAAAGCCCUGCACAUUCGAUGGCAUCCCUCCCAUCGUCUUCAUGCACCUUGCGCGAGUCGCCUUACUCGAGACCAUCAACGUCUCCAAUUUAUGGCGAGAACAGAGCGUCUUUAAGUAAUUAUCAAGCUACACCUAGUCCUGAGGACUACAGUACCAAGACCGCCUUCGAGGCCUUCGAGUCCAGUGUACCGCCGCCGCCGCCCUGUGGUACAGACAUUGUACCUCCUCCAAGGCACCGAGUGAGCCCCGGAACACAUAAGGACACGCUGCCACGUAGCACCAACAAUCGCCCUCUCGGUGUUCUCAAAUGCAGUAGUUGCAAGGCAACGUCUAGCCCUGAAUGGAGGAAGGGCCCCAGUGGCAGGAAGGAACUCUGUAACGCAUGUGGCUUACGCUACGCCCGUUCUCGUGCUAAGAAGGAAGGACACGUGGUGUCGACACAGCGUCGGAAGAAAGACAAGACCGGAGCCGUUACGGCUAAUGAGGAGUCUGCGGUGCCGUCUACUCCUCCAAUACCUAUUGCCGGCAUGCCUUCGACAACUCGUCGCGGUGCUCCUGAAGGGAGCACAUUUGCUUCCCCAUCAUCUGUUGGCUCUGGAUCUGGUAGUGAACCUUACUCUCAACCAAGCCCUGUAGCACCAGAAGAUAACCGACCUUCACCAUCACCUCCGCUGCCUGGUCUCAAUUUCGUUCACUACCACCCUUCUCAGUCCUCCUCUGGACCGUCGCAUCAUCAGCCACGAGUUGAUGGUCGUGCAUUCCCUUAUCACGCGUCCAGCCCUUUCCAACCCUCCCCAUCUCCGUUAUCUUCGGGUCAACUGACUCUCCGUCCACCACGAGGACAGGAUGAUGUGCCUGGCUCAUCGUCUCGCAGCGGGUCGUAUCACCCUUAUCCCUCUCCCCCAUCAAAUUCUACCCCUUUUGAACGGGCAAAAACGCAGGAUCGCCACCUGACUUCACUGCCUCCCUCACCGGAGCGUAGCAGAUUCCGGUGACCACGCCCUGUUAAAUGGAACGAUUUGAAGCUUACACGAGCGUUAUGCGACACCUUGGCCCUGUUUCUGUGAAAUGCUGUGACGUUUCAGUAUUUUUAUGUUUCCGGUUCAUUUCUUUCGGCCAAUGGUGCAAGCACACCUUCCUUGCCAAAAUAUUUAUUGAUGCAAUUCACCUGGUUGUUCCUUUCGGACUCACAUAGUGCAACCAACACAUGGAUACACGCCUUGUGUAGUUUUAUCGUAGUGGACAUGCUAAUUUGAAAUCAUAAGAUCAAGAGUUUGGUUGCGGUCGGACCAUCGAUUG